UAGAGAGAGAGAGAGAGAGAGAAAGAGGGCUGUACUCUCAGUAUCUUUCUUUGUUCGUAGAGAGAGAAAGUGAAAAAGGAAAUUGAAAGCAGAAAAAGGAAGAAGCAAUGAAGAAGGAGAACUAAUAACAAAGAAAUAUCAACAAACUCCAUUACCCAUUAACCCCAUUUUUCAUUACUUACCAACAACAACACCAACAGAGGAAGGAACACUCCAUUAAUAUUCAAACAUCUUGGUCAUUUUUCUCUUGCAGAUCUUUUUAGUUUCCACAAGUACCCCCCAAUUCUGAUGCGGUUUGGUGCAGUUGGGUCUUGAUUUUAGGGGAGAAUUUCUUUUCUGGUUUGAAGACGAAGGUGGAAUCCAUGGAAAGAACGCUGUCGUUUUCAGUGGCAUCGGUCGUGGAGGAUGUGCUUCAACAGCAUGGGAAUCGUCUUGGUAAUGGUGGAGGAGGACUUGAUUUGGAAUCUAGAAGAGCUGAGGAAGCUGCAUCCAGAAGAAAUGAAGCUGCCGGGUGGCUGAGAAAGAUGAUCGGGGUUGUUGCAGCUAAAGAUUUGCCAGCUGAACCUUCAGAGGAAGAGUUUAGGCUUGGAUUGAGAAGUGGGAUUAUUCUCUGCAAUGUCCUCAAUAAGAUUCAACCAGGAGCGGUUUCUAAGGUGGUUGAAAGCCCUUGUGAUUCUGCCCUGAUCCCUGAUGGAGCUGCGCUCUCAGCAUUUCAGUAUUUUGAGAACGUGAGGAAUUUUCUUGUAGCUAUACAAGAAAUGGGAGUUCCUACCUUUGAGGCAUCUGAUCUAGAGCAAGGAGGGAAAUCUGCCAGGGUUGUCAAUACUGUUUUGGCUCUUAAAUCUUAUGGCGAGUGGAAACAGGGUGGAGGCUAUGGAGUCUGGAAAUUCGGUGGAAAUGUAAAACCCACUGCUACUAUGUCCACUACCAAGUCCUUUGUGAGGAAAAAUUCAGAGCCAUUCACAAAUUCCUUGUCAAGAACCUCCUCUUUGAAUGACAAAUCUUUCAAUUCUUCCAACAUCGAAUGGAAUAAAACGCAGAAUAGUUCUCGCACCUCGCUCAUUCGUGCACUUUUGACGGAUAAAAGGCCUGAAGAAAUCCCAAUGUUUGUGGAAUCAUUGCUAAGCAAGCUUGUGGAUGAAGUUGAGAAUCGCUUUUCCAGCCUUGAACUGACAAAAACAACUCCAAAAGAUGUAGUUGCGGCUACUUCACAAAGCAACAAGUCGCUCUUGAAAUCAGCUUUUGGUGCUAAAAGGGCAGAGGAUCUUAACUCCAAAGUGAUGGAAAAGAAUGAAAUAAUCCAUCAAAGCAGUAUAUUUGAGGAGCAAUCAAAGAGCUUGCUCCUGAAGCAGCAAGUGAUUUUCGAUCAGCAGCAAAAGGAUGUUCAGGAACUAAAACAUGAACUGCACGCUGCAAAAGCUGGAAUGCAGUUUAUGCAAGUAAAAUUUAGUGAAGAGUUUCACAACCUCGGUAUGCAUGUACAUAGUCUUGCUCAUGCUGCAUCUGGAUAUCAUAAAGUUCUCGAGGAAAACCGUAAGCUAUACAAUCAAGUGCAGGAUCUCAAGGGUAGCAUAAGAGUUUACUGCCGAGUUAGACCCUUUUUGUCUGAUCAAUCAAAUUAUUUGAGUGUCGUGGAUCACAUAGAAGAUGGAAAUAUAACAGUUAAUGCCCCCUCAAAGCAUGGGAAGGGACAGAGAUCCUUCAGCUUCAACAAAGUAUUUGGUCCCUCUGCUACACAAGUGGAGGUCUUUGCCGAUAUGCAGCCACUCAUUCGAUCUGUUCUUGAUGGAUAUAAUGUUUGUAUUUUUGCAUAUGGGCAAACAGGAUCAGGGAAAACUUUUACUAUGUCUGGGCCAAAAGAGCUUACAGAGAAGAGUCAAGGAGUAAAUUAUAGAGCAUUGGGAGAUUUGUUCCUUAUAGCAGAUCAAAGAAAGGAGACCUAUCGUUAUGAUGUUUCUGUUCAAAUGAUUGAGAUUUAUAAUGAGCAAGUCCGGGAUCUCCUUGUCACUGACGGAACUAAUAAAAGAUUAGAAAUUCGAAAUAGUUCUCAAAAUGGACUUAGUGUACCAGAUGCUAAUCUUGUAAGUGUGUCGUCAACUUUGGAUAUCAUUAAUCUAAUGAACCUUGGCCAAAGGAAUCGUGCUGUAGGGGCAACAGCUCUAAAUGACCGUAGUAGCCGUUCCCAUAGUUGUUUGACGGUUCACGUUCAAGGAAGAGAUUUGACAUCUGGAGCGAUUCUCCGUGGCUGCAUGCAUCUUGUAGAUUUGGCAGGAAGUGAGAGGGUUGACAAGUCUGAGGUGACUGGAGAUAGGCUAAAAGAGGCACAACAUAUCAAUAAGUCUCUUUCUGCUCUAGGUGAUGUGAUUGCUUCUCUUGCCCAAAAGAAUCCCCAUGUCCCUUACAGGAAUAGCAAAUUGACACAACUUCUUCAGGAUUCACUUGGUGGGCAAGCCAAGACAUUGAUGUUUGUUCACAUUAGCCCAGAACCUGAUGCUAUUGGAGAGACAUUAAGUACACUUAAAUUUGCAGAGAGAGUUGCAACAGUCGAACUCGGUGCUGCUCGAGUGAACAAAGAUACUUCAGAUGUUAAAGAGCUCAAAGAACAGAUUGCAAGUUUAAAGGCAGCACUUGCAAGGAAAGAGGGGGCACAACAUACUCCACUUCCAGCUUCUGCGAACUCUGAGAAAUUCAAGACAAAAGCUAGUGAGCUAUCACCUUUCCGGCCUAAAAGUCAGGAUGUAGAUGUAUUGGUUGAACAUACAAUUCGCCGUCAGCCUAUGGGCGAUGUAGGCAACAUUGAGCUUCAUAAUAACUCUGCAAUGAGACAGAAGAGGCAGAGCUUUGACAUGGAUGAGUUGUUGGCCAAUUCACCUCCAUGGCCACCCGUUAGUACUCCUUGCUUGAACUACAGGGAGGAUGAUAAAGACACGGCCUCAGGUGAGUGGGUUGACAAAGUAAUGGUUAACAAGCAAGACAUUAACCAAAUCGAGAAUCCAUUGGGAUGCUGGGAAGCAGAAAAUGGUCACUUAAAUGACGUAUUCUAUCAGAAAUAUCUUCAAAACUCCUCCAAACUGUAUACAGAACAAGGAUACAGUAUGUUGACUGGAGCUAACCGAUUCAACAUGGUUGCCAUUGAUGAUAUCGACGAUCUCGAUGCUGGAACAAGCGACUCUUCUGAGCCAGAUUUGCUUUGGCAAUUUAACCAGUCUAAACUUACAAGUUUAGGCAGCGGAAUCGGGUCGAAAACGAAGAAGCUGAACAAUGGAAAGCCAGUAAAGAGCCCAGAAUUAAGCAAGAACUUCAGUUCUUCAACGGGACCUUCUCCUUCACAGAAGAUAUCAAAUGGGGUUGCCCACCCACUGCACAGAAAUGGGAGACAGCCUAAUUCUGCUGAUAACAAACGCAGAACUGGAAAUAGAAAACAAUAAUUAUUUUUCUUAUUUUUUUAUUCUUUAACAAAGUGAGGGAGUGUUGAUUUCCUUUUUUUUUUUCUUUAAUUUUUAAUUGCUAUGCUGAAACGAGAGAAAGGUGUUUUUAUACAUGUCUUUCCACUUUUUCCCCCUUUCUUAAUUGUUGUAAUUAAUUAUUGUAAUGGUGAAAAGAAGCAAUAAUUUCUGUUGCUUUUGUAUUUUGGUUUAUGACAGAAACUGUGUUAACAGCUC
Molecule: messenger RNA, 3662 nt
Organism: Benincasa hispida (wax gourd)
Lineage: Eukaryota; Viridiplantae; Streptophyta; Magnoliopsida; Cucurbitales; Cucurbitaceae
Source: RefSeq, a predicted model, not a curated record